Elgaria multicarinata webbii is the source of this 1408-nucleotide messenger RNA. Its product is annotated as zinc finger protein 396-like. The record is from RefSeq and is a predicted model, not a curated record. The coding region runs from base 1 to 1374 and encodes 457 amino acids. Lineage: Eukaryota; Metazoa; Chordata; Lepidosauria; Squamata; Anguidae. The transcript has 3 exons.
AUGGCUGCUGAGCAGGGAGACCCCUCUGCCCCGGCUCAGGUGCUCCAGCCUGCGCUACAGCAAGGGAUGAAGUCGGUCAUAAAAACGGAGGAGCAAGAGCCGGCCGGAUCCCCAGCGUUGGAGGAAUCGGGGAGGGCAGGCGCUGCCCCUCGCAUGGUUCAGGUGGGGACCAUCGGGGAGUAUCCAAAAUGGCCGACGCAGCCGAAGAAACAGGAACUGGACAAGGGUUUGUCGGAGCGCUGGGAAGCCCAGUGGCAGGAGUUCCUCAAGACGGUGCAGUCGUCCCACGGCGGGUGGGGGAAUUCGCAGCUGGUUGAGGCAGUGCCACGAGGCGAGGCGCAGACCUGCCUUACCCUCGCUGAGGGAGCCAAGAAGUGGCAGGCCAAAGGGCAGGGCACUAAACCCUGGCCUGGUCCCGGUGGGAAAGUCCGCGAGGCCUGUAGCAGGGAGGGUGGUGGAGACCCGGGCGACUCUGGCAGAAAGAAGGAAGACGCUACGAAGGAGGAGGAGACGCAGCGCCAGCUCUUCCGGCAAUUCUGCUACCAGGACGCCGAGAGCCCCCGAGAGGCCUUCUGCCGCCUCUGGUACCUUUGCCACCAGUGGCUGAAGCCGGAGAGGCACACCAAGGAGCAGAUCUUGGACCUUCUGAUCUUGGAGCACUUCCUCACCAUCUUGCCCCAAGACAUGCGGAGCUGGGUGAAGGGAAGCCAUCCCGAGACCUGCUCCCAAGCCGUGGCCGUGGCGGAAGAUUUCUUGCUGAGGCAGAAGGAAGCCGAGAGGCAGGCCAGGCCGGUCCCUGUGAUCUUCCACAUUGUGACUGUGAAUUUCCCUGCCGCUGAGGGGGCUUCUUCUGAAAACCCCCAGAGGAACCCAGACGGGGAGGUCAACCUAAAGGGAGAUGAGCCUGUUGACAACUCUCUGAGAGCUGUGGAUAUGAUGGAAACUGUGCCGUCUGAAAGAGCCCAGCGCCGGGAGGCGAUCGUGAAUCUCGCCCGCCAAGACAGACCGAAUCGCCGAGAGGCAAAACCCGCCGAGAACUUGCGGGAGAGAUCCACGGCCGCCCGAGAAGGAGAACACCCCGAAAUCGCAGACCCUCAGAGGCCCUGGAAGGCCAAAAGCAGGAAGAUUUGCAACAUGUGCGGGAAAAGCUUCAGCUACAACUCCAACCUCAAGAGACACUGGAGGACCCACACGGGGGAGAAGCCGUACGGUUGCUCGUACUGCGGGGAACGGUUCAACCAGGCCACGAACCUCAUAAGGCACCAACGGAUCCACACCGGGGAGAAGCCGUACAAGUGCUCGGACUGUGGCAAAAGCUUCAACCAGAGCCUUCAACUCAUCUGGCAUCGGAAGACCCGCUUCAAUUGCAGCUAAUGCUGUUUCUCGCCGUCCGGGAGCAUAAACAGAG